Molecule: messenger RNA, 1198 nt
Organism: Tarenaya hassleriana
Lineage: Eukaryota; Viridiplantae; Streptophyta; Magnoliopsida; Brassicales; Cleomaceae
Product: protein GrpE-like
Biological process (GO): protein folding; protein import into mitochondrial matrix
Cellular component (GO): PAM complex, Tim23 associated import motor
Molecular function (GO): adenyl-nucleotide exchange factor activity; protein homodimerization activity; protein-folding chaperone binding
Source: RefSeq, a predicted model, not a curated record
AUGUUGGUUUCGAGGGUUUUGUCUCGAAUUUCUCGAAGCGCAGGCUCACGCUCGUCGGUCGCCGCCGUCGCUUCACCGGCGAGGAAUCGGGUUCCGAUCUUCUCCGGCCAAUUUCAUUCCUUCGUUCAAGAAUCCCCCGCGAAUCUUGUUCUUGCUCAGGAUUCCCUUUUCAACCGCCUAACAGUAGAUUCCUUUGCGCUUCAAAGAUUUGAUUUUUCUUCCUCUGCAUCACCUGAACUCAAUGAAAAAGAGAAUAACACUGAAGCCUCGAGUGCCAAUGAAGCUGCUGGCGAUAAAGAUUCCGAGGCAGGGAAAGAUACAGCCGAUAAAAAAGAAUCAGGUCUUGAUUCAGAAUAUGGUGAUUCUUUGUCUAUUUCUGCUCAAAGAAGCCGGAGAGGUACUAAACAAACUGUUUUUUCCGAUUCAGAUUCUGAGGCCGACAUCGAUGAUUUGUCGAGGGAUGAUUUGGUGAAACUUGUGGCUGAGAAGGAAGAGCUUCUAGCAUCCAAGCACCAAGAGCUUGAACAAAUGAAAGACAAAGUUCUUCGUACUUACGCAGAGAUGGAGAAUGUCAUGGACAGGACAAGACGAGAAGCCGAGAACUCCAAAAAGUAUGCUAUACAGAAUUUUGCAAAGAGCCUUUUGGACGUGGCGGAUAAUCUUGGCAGAGCUUCUUCGGUUGUCAAGGAGAGUUUCUCAAAGAUUGACACGUCAAAAGAUUCAGCUGGGGCUGCUCCACUGUUGAAGACUCUACUGGAAGGGGUGGAGAUGACUGAGAAACAGUUAGCCGAGGUGUUCAAGAAAUUUGGGUUGGAGAAAUACGAUCCUAUGAACGAGCCAUUUGAUCCAAACAGACAUAAUGCUCUGUUCCAAGUACCAGAUGCCUCUAAGCCAGAAGGAACAGUUGCCCAUGUCUUGAAGCCUGGGUACAUGUUGUAUGAUCGAGUUAUAAGGCCAGCAGAGGUUGGUGUUUCUCAGGCAGUGGAGGGGCAAGAAGGCGGCGAGAAAGGAUCUGAAGCUUGAAAAAGUCACCAAUGGUGACUGGUUUCCAAAAUUUUCCUACAGAUCCCCUUCUCUGUUAAACUGCGUUUCAGAGUAAACUUGCACAUCUUUCUUGUGUCUUAGCCUUUCUGCUUUUUAGAGUAUUCAUUUCCUGAACACGAUUCCAUAAUCAUCUUUUGCUUGGGUAGGCAUUGUU